AUGAGUUUUGCCAUCCACGCAUUUGCUGAAUCGUUUUCUUUAUUUUCGGAUGUGUCGAAUGGAUCUUCAAAUUGGACAAACAGCAAUGCUACGGUUCCUCGACCACUAGGAAACCAGAUGGUAGUUAAGGAGCCGUUAGCUUCAACGGUUUUUAAAGUUCUAGCUUUGGCAAUCGUCAUAAUUCUAUCCCUGGUCGGGAAUUUCGUCACAAUUUCCUCAGUUUAUCAGAAUAUGAACAGACGAAUGCGAACUCUGAGCAACUAUCUGAUUGUGAAUCUAAGUGUGGCGGAUCUGCUUGUUACUGUAUGUAACAUACCACGAAUAAUUUCCAUAUUGUUAGUGGGUUACGAGUGGUUGAUAAGAGGAAAGUUUGCUCUUUUCUUGUGUAAAGUCACCAGCGCUGUACCUUUUGUUGCUUUGCUGGUUUCUACUUUGAGUUUUACGUUUAUCGCUUUGGAUAGAUUCUUAGCAGUAUUUUAUCCACUCCGACGCCCCAUGACCAGAAAAAUUAUGGUUGGAAUAAUCGCCUUCACGUGGAUUCUGUCAUGCUGUUGCUACGCUCUGGUAUUCCACUACGCAACGCUGGUAGAAAUAAAUGAAAAGACAUAUUGUGCUAACCGUAUUGUGAGAGAUCUUUUGAAAUCACAAGAAAAUUUCCGUACUUACUUGAUCUGCGAUUUUAUUCUCGUGACUGGAAUACCGAUUGCUACGACCACAAUAUUGUACAUCGUAAUUGGGGUGAAAAUGUGCACUCGGGUAACUCCAGGGAAUCAAACUGCCGCCAAUGCCGCGCGGAAUCGUACAGUUAAUCGUAAGGUGAUAUCUAUGCUUGUUGCAGUCCUCAUUGCAUUCUGCAUUUGUUGGAUGCCAACUUGGGUUGCCUUGGCCUGUUUGAAUGUGCCACCACCGAGAAUGUGCCACAAUGAUGACUUCGCUUACAUCAGGUAUUUCCUGUCCUACUCAAACAGUGCAGUGACACCGUAUGUCUACCCUGUUUUCAAUCAGAGUUUUCGAGAAGGUUACCUGCAUGCUUUGAGGCAAAUUGCUUCAUGCUGCUGUUUUCAGGGGAUUUGUCAACGCUGCGGCAAUAAUCGAGUGCUCCCGUCAGAAGAAAGAACGACAGCUACUAUUGCUUCUAGAACGGACAGAACGCGCUUUAAUACCACUGUGCUGUGA
Pocillopora verrucosa is the source of this 1176-nucleotide messenger RNA. Its product is annotated as RYamide receptor-like. Gene Ontology annotation, biological process: G protein-coupled receptor signaling pathway. The record is from RefSeq and is a predicted model, not a curated record. Gene Ontology annotation, cellular component: plasma membrane. Lineage: Eukaryota; Metazoa; Cnidaria; Anthozoa; Scleractinia; Pocilloporidae. Gene Ontology annotation, molecular function: G protein-coupled receptor activity.